AUGCAUGAUCUGCUCCUGAGCGCGCCAGUGCAUGAUUUGCUACGAAAUAUCGCGAAAAGCGUAUUUGAACUAAGAGAGUCGAUUCAUUAUCCUCAUACGGACGAAUUGCCUCCCCUUUCUGCGCUUGAACGGAUGGUCGUGAUAUCUAUUGGUCAAGACCGAUGUCCUCCCAAGUUUGGCGGCCUUGAUGCGCUUGAGAAGAAGAUACUUCUUCUUUUGUACUCCUAUUUUCUAGGGGCAGGGGAAGUGUUGCAAAAAAAUCUCAAAAAAAUAUCGGACGCCCCUAUAUUUGACGGGAGGUCUCAAGAAAGCACUGGGGUAUUUAUUGCCCUAUGGCAAAAUUCCCUCCAAUCAAUCAAAAAAGAGGCUACAAAGAAGGUGCAAGUUGCCGAAGAAUGGCAUAUGCCGGCUCUUGAGCUUUGGUAUGACCUUUUGUUUUUGCAAAAGACUCUCACUCGCCUUUGGCAGCUUAUUAUUGAGAUGGCAUCUUUGCAGAUUGUCGAGGAAAAUCCUGAUCCUGGAUACCGACAUAUUGAUCAGCGACUUGAACAUGCCAACCAUUGUUAUCUUGUGCACGUAUUGUUACAAUUGGAAAAAUUAUGGAGCAAUGCGCUUUCCCUCACGUCUGCUUUUCCUUGUGGAGGCAACCUUUUUGGUGAUACCGGGCCUGGUAGGGCCUCCGGCCCGAUGGUGAAAAUUUUUUCCCAAAUUUCGGUUAUCAAUAGGAGAGGAAGGUAUCGGCGCUUGCUGAUUACGUUGAAUUUAUAUGAAAUAUCUGGCUGGAUUUUCGUUGCAUCUUCGUUGGAUAAGCCUAGCUCGGUCUCUCUGGCCUCGUUCCCGACCCUUCAUGAAUUGGAGCAAAGAGAAGCCAGUGUCUUGUAUGUUCAGCGUGUUUGUAACCAAAAAAAGGACCCAUCUGUGCUAGAGAUCUCUGAAACCGACCGUUCCCUGCCACAAAUUGACGUCGACCUUAUGAGCGUCAAUCGAAAGCUUGGGCUCGAUAUUUGGUUUAUUGGGACGGCUUUUGGUGUUGAUUAUCGGCAUAUCCAAUGA
Molecule: messenger RNA, 1053 nt
Organism: Mitosporidium daphniae
Lineage: Eukaryota; Fungi; Microsporidia
Exons: 1
Coding region: 1-1053 (350 amino acids)
Source: RefSeq, a predicted model, not a curated record